Messenger RNA from Aspergillus lentulus, 1407 nucleotides. Lineage: Eukaryota; Fungi; Ascomycota; Eurotiomycetes; Eurotiales; Aspergillaceae. The record is from RefSeq and is a predicted model, not a curated record.
AUGGAAAAACCAAUUGCUUCGUCCCAAAACAGACGCCGGCAAUGCUGGGAAUGCCAUCGCCGCCGACUAGUCUGCGACUUCUCACUCCCCGGGUGCCGCAAAUGCUAUACUGCUGGGGUCGAGUGUCCUGGCUACGACGACAAGAAGCCGCUCAAGUGGGUCACAACGGGUGAGGUGACAUCUCGGCCGCGGAAGAAGACAGUUCAACAGAGUACUGCCAAGCAGCAUGCGUCCGAAGAUAGAAGUGACAGCCAAGACGAGGUUUGGAGUUUGAGCGUCCCCCGCGAUCGACUGGUCACUGAGUCUGGAGCGAUUGUGGAGGCUGCAUAUUAUUUCAAUACCUGCAUUCUACCGGAGUAUACUUGCCUGCUCCGGCUAGCUGAAAACGCGUUCAUUACUGCCUUUCCCAUGGAAAGUCUUCCAGCCAUCCCACCCUCGAUCCACUGCACUCUUGUCUCUCUAGCGCUGAGCCACCGAUUUCACCGACUACUCCCCCGGAACAGCCGUAGCGAUUUGCGGGAGAUUGAAGCCAAGCAUUACCAGCAUCGAGGCCAGGCUAUUCAGUAUCUGAAGGAGGAGAUAGGACGUCCAGACAAGUGUCGUACAGACAAAACGCUUGUUGGGGUGAUGAUGCUGCUAUUGAGUGAUUCCAGGCAAUCUACUUCUCCCAAUUGGCGUCAUCACUUCACUGCAGCUCUGGAGAUGAUCACCCUCCGGGGAGGAGUGGAGAAGGUCCUUCACUCGGCUCCACACCUCAAAGCUUUGUUGCUUAUCGGAAUCAUCAGUAACACGACCAGUCCACCUUCCGACCACAUACCCUUGGGCUCGGAUGUACGGUCGAUCGAGGUGAUCUCCCUAAUGUACGGGGGAGGCUUCUUCCCUGUUCUCCUCUGUCCACCUGCACUUUUAGCAAAUAUUAUCCAGAUCAAUCAUCUCCGACUGCAGGCCUUCUCGCAACCAUCCACCGAGUCCGAAGGAAGAGCUCUGGCCUUGCUAGGCCGGAUCACGGCCUUUUCGCCAGAGCAGUGGGCCAUGUCUUGCGCCGCCCCCGAAAUGGGAAUAAUUCUUGGCCAUGUUUACCGCUCCGCAGUGAUACUGUACUGCAUAUUGUCUCUGCAGAGUCUCUGCGUCCUACCGCGAACGGCACAGCUUAGAUCACUGACUGUAACACACGCAAAAGAGCUCUUCGCGUAUCUGAAGCAGGCCUGCGGGGCACCUGGGAUCGGAAAGUGCAUGCUCUGGCCGCUCAUUGUGGCCGCAGUGUGCGCUCGGGGCGAUCUGGACAUGCAACAGUUUGUCCAUCGACAGCUCUCCGCUUUGGGAACGGACAUCGGGACUCCCUUACCUUUGCUGGCGGCAGUUGUUUUCAGAAAUUUCUGGGAGAGCUGUGAGGCUGUCCGGAUAUAA